AUGCCGCCAACAACCUCACCAGCUGUUGUCAAGGCGAGUCCUCUCGUCAACGAAGGUGGUCUCGUUCAUCGAAGCAGAGCUCGAGGCUUGCUCAACGCCGACAACCUUCCCGCCCUGCAAAACUUGCUCAAGCGUCAGCCCGAAGCGUAUGUCGAGGAAUUCAGCGCACAAUGGAACCACUACCAGUCGUUGAGAAGCAUCUUUGCUUGCGAGCUCGACGCUGGCAAUCUAGCAGUCGCCUCCACAGCGAUCCGAAUCAACAAGGAUCAGGCGAGCAAGUUUGUGUCGCUCAUCUCGUUUGUUACGCAGUUGGCACCAAGUUAUCCCGAAAUCACUAGCGAUCUUGCCAACCAUCUGUCGGAUCUGCUGUUGAAUCACCAUUCGGCAUUGAGUCCGGAUAUCAGAGCCAGCUGUCUUAGAAGUCUGAUCCUACUACGCAAUCGCGAUGUUAUCAGCUCGGAACAGCUCUUGCAGACGCUCUUCCCGCUGCUCAGCGUCACCACUUCGGCAGCAGUGAGGACUUCGGUUCAAGCGACGAUUCUGCAAGAUAUCAAAAACGCCAACGCGAAAUCCAAAAAUCACCGUCUUAACCGCGUCGUCCAAGGCCUGCUGUUUGGUAUCGUACAGAAGGGCAUCGAUGCCUCUUCCGGUGGCUCUUCGCUACCGCCGCCCAAGAAGGCUCAGUCGGCAGGCAAGACCGAAGCUCUCUGGGCGGUAAGGUUAGCUGCCAACCUGUGGAAGAAGCAGAUCUGGACGGAUAGCAAAACUGUGUCUCUGCUUGCACUUGCGUGUUUCCAUCCACAUCCGCGUGUGCAAUCUUCGGCGGUGCGAUUCUUCCUUGGCGAUCUGCACUCUGCGCAAGACGAUGCCGACUCUUCGGGAUCGGACGACGAAGGUCCUGACGUCGACGCUCUCAUGCAUGCUCGCAAGGUCAACAAAAAGACGCGUUCGGGAGACAAGAAGAUGCGUGCUGCCGCGGCGGUUGCCAAGAAGAAACGCAAAGCCAAAGCGGAAAAUGCGCUCGAGGGUAAUACCAAGGACACGAGUAAUUUGGCUGCGCUGUAUCUGCUCAACGAUGCGCAGAAUUUUGGCGAAAAGCUGUUCGACAACCUCAGCCGUGGCGAUCGCGAGAAACGCCAUACGAUCGAAAUCAAGAUCCGGCUCAUGCAGUUACUCUCGCGCGUUAUGGGUGCGCACAAGCUGUGCGUGCUCAGCUUCUACUCGUACAUUGUCAAGUACCUCGUACCGCACCAGCAGCAUAUCACGCACAUCCUCGUCUCGCUCGCUCAGAGUGUACACGACCAGACGCCGCCAGAUGUGAUCACGCCCGUGGUGCGCAAAUUGUCCGACGCUUUCGUUCACCCCGGUGUCAGCAGCGAGGUCGUCGCAGCGGGCAUCAACAGUAUCCGCGAAAUUUGCCGACGCCAACCCUGGGCCAUGGAAGAGACGCUCCUUGAAGAUCUGAUCAGCUACCGCAAGAGCAAAGACAAGGGUGUCUGUGCGGCAUCACGUGGUCUACUCGCGCUGUACCGCGAGGUGAACCCUGCGAUGCUCAAGAAGAAGGAGCGUGGAAAGAUGGGCUCGCUUGCCGUGCACGAGGGCCGAGCGGCGGCGCCGUUUGGUGUAGACCCGGAGCAGGUGCACGGUAUCCAAGGUAUCGAUCUGCUGGAGAAGCAUCUGGAAGAACAAGAGAAACGAAAAGCUGCCGAUCAAGGUGAACAGCACCAUGACAAGGAUGGCGAAGAGGAGGAGGAUCAAGGAUGGGAAGGGUGGGAGGAGCAAUCGGACGAGUCGGGCGAUGACGAAUCGGAAGAUGGAUGGAUCAACGUUUCCAGUGAUGACGAGGAUGGGGUUUUGCGACUGUCGGAUUCCGAGUCUGACUCUGACGACGAGAUGCGCAAGCACAAGCGUAGUGUCAAGGAGCGUCUCGUCGCUGCACGAGAGAGACGUCAGAAGAAGCGCGCGCAAGUGCAACGUAAAGCUCAACGACAAGCGCUUCGCGAUGCAGGUCAAGUCGACGUAGCCACGUCGGACUCAGAAUCGGAAACGCACGUCUCGGACACACCCGACUCGCAAGCGAACCACGGUGCCCGCACCACGCAACUUGACUCCGAGCUUGCAGCCGAAGAGAACCACAUCUCCAAGCUCGCCACUACGAAAAUCCUGACGCCUGCCGACUUUGCCAAACUCACCGAACUGCGGAUCGCCGCGGCGCAAGACGCCAUCUCGCAAGGCGGUCUCGCAGGCAAUCGAGCCAAACGACAGUUGGAUCAACUCAAAUCGCUCAAACGCUCCACCACCUCUUCCUCGACCCACCUGCUGGAUCAAGCCGACAUCCUCGGUCCACGCAAAAAACAAAAGGCUACCUACCAAGACCGAAUCGACUCGAUCGAAAAAGGCCGUCAAGACCGCGAAAAGUACGGCUCCAAAAAGGGCAAGAAGAACAAAGAAAACGACUCGUCCACCACAAACCGCGAGAAACAAAAGUCGAAAAACUUCCAGAUGAUCGCCAGGAGCUGGUCCGUCAGGAGCAAGAAAAACGCCAGCUUGAGGGAAAAGAGUAGAAGACUAAGAAAGCACGUCGAAACAAGCAAGAAGCGUUUGAAAUGA
Messenger RNA from Mycosarcoma maydis (corn smut), 2610 nucleotides. RefSeq lists its product as uncharacterized. Lineage: Eukaryota; Fungi; Basidiomycota; Ustilaginomycetes; Ustilaginales. The transcript has a single exon. Gene Ontology annotation, biological process: ribosomal large subunit biogenesis; ribosomal large subunit export from nucleus. Gene Ontology annotation, cellular component: nucleolus. The coding region runs from base 1 to 2610 and encodes 869 amino acids. The record is from RefSeq and is a predicted model, not a curated record.